AUGGCGAAGAAGAGUAAGAAAGACAAGAAAAAGAAGCGAGAUCGUCGUUCGUCUGAUGACUCUGACGUAUCUGAUGAAUGGGUCGAGAAGCCUGCGGCAGGCAGUGAACAAAAUGUCACGAAUAAUGAUGGACCUGCAGCAACCAAACUAGUACGAGAAGACUGGCUAUUGAAACCACCAGGACGAAAUCCAUUCGAAAUCACUACCAAGGAUGUAGAAGAGACCAAGCCUGCUGCUCCCAAAGAGCCAUCGUAUGCCUCCAAGAUGGAGCUAAACCCAUUCUUCGCUAACGACGGUUCUGGCUUGCCACCACAAGAAGACGAUUCUCUGCCAGCUUCCAAAAAGAGGAAGUUCGAGUAUGGAGACUCUGGAUCUAGUUGGAGGAUGAUGAAACUGGACAAGGUGUCCAAGAUUGCUGAGGACGAGAAGAGGAGGGUUGAGGAGGUUGCGCUGGAACGUUAUGGGUCAUUGGACGAAUACGAAGACGCGCUGGCUGAACGCUCGUAUCUCAACGAGCAACGUCGAGGUCGCUCCCGAAGCGACGAAUGGAGACAGCCACGAACGACAUUUGCCUUUGGUAGUGGGAAUGGAGAGAGGUUCAAGAGGCCAUCUGACGAUAGGGUCAUGUCGCCUCCUGAUACUUGGGGUCGAGGACGCAGUUUCCAGAGUCCUAGUGAUGGUGAUUCUGUUGUUGAUGUGGAAGAAUCAUCAGACCGCCGCCGCCGAAGCACAGCACCCACGCCCGACGAACGAGACAUGAAACGUGGCCGAGAUUUCACCCAUACACCUAUAAUACCAAUCCUAUCCUUAUCUCGAUCUUCAUCUACGACUCCAACCAUCCCUGCUGCUCAUACUGGCGGCUCUUCAGAACGCACGCUAUCGAUCAACGAACUUAACAGCAUGCAUUCCAAAGUGCUGAAGGCUAAAUUGGCUGGAUUGAAACAGGCUGAAGUGGAAGCCAUGGAAGAAGAAUAUCAGCGUCAAAAGGAUCGGUUUGAGACUUCUCAGCUGCAGAGCAGUGAGGAUAUUGUUAUACCGAAUAUUGAUUCGAGGGGGAGGUUGCAGGAUACGGGUGUUGCUGCGGUGCCGUUGCCAGCUGGUGUUCGUAGGAAGAAGGAGAAGGUCGUAACACAUGAUGAGACUGGGCAAAGAAUCCGAUACUUUGCUGAUGACGAUCGAUCAGAAUUAGCUGAUAUGGUGCUCAAGGAAAGGAUGGCUGGGAAAUCAUAUGAUGAGAGUAUGGCUGAGAGAAUCGCCGGUGACUCGGCCUUCAAGGACGAUUUGGAGUAUAUGGAUGAGAGUCUUGAUAAUAUGCCAAAAAGAAGUGAGCCUAAUGAUGCAAAGAAGAGGAGUAUGGCUAUCAACGAGUAUCAAAAGACACAAUCAGCACACGAUAAAUGCUGGUACUGCAUGCAGGAAGGUCAAACUCCCAAAGUGCCUGUCUUAGCGGUCGCAACCAAGACUUAUUUGGCACUACCUUCUACGAUACAAAUGACGCCUGGACAUUGUCUUAUUGUGCCUACGCAGCAUACAUUGACUAGUUUGGAAUGUGAAGAUGAUGUUUGGGAUGAAAUACGAAAUUUCAUGAAGUGUCUUAUACAAAUGUUUGCUAAAGAAAACAAGUCGGCUAUAUUCAUGGAACAGGUUGUCAAUUUGAAGUGGCAAAGACACACUGUCAUUGAAUGUAUACCUAUUGAUGCUGACUCGUUUGAGGAUGCACCCCAGUUCUUUAAGGAAGCAAUAAACAGCUCUGACGAAGAAUGGAGCCAACACACCAAACUAAUCGACACAUCCAAAUACGGCUUCCGGAAAUCCAUGGUCAAGAAUCUCCCAUAUUUCCACGUAUGGCUCGACCCAAACAAGGGCUACGGCCACGUUAUCGAAAACGAUAAAGAAUGGCCUGAAUACUUUGGCAAAUCAGUGCUGGCAUCAAUGAUGGAUUUGCCACCUGAUAAAUGGAGGAAGCCUAGGAGGAUGAAUCGGGAUGAGGUGCCGGAGAUUGUCAAGAGGUUUGAAGAUCAGUGGAAACCGUUUGAUUGGACGGCCAUGUUGCGUGAUGAGUGA
Synchytrium microbalum is the source of this 2064-nucleotide messenger RNA. RefSeq lists its product as uncharacterized. The record is from RefSeq and is a predicted model, not a curated record. The transcript is spliced from 8 exons. The coding region runs from base 1 to 2064 and encodes 687 amino acids. Lineage: Eukaryota; Fungi; Chytridiomycota; Chytridiomycetes; Synchytriales; Synchytriaceae. Gene Ontology annotation, biological process: mRNA splicing, via spliceosome. Gene Ontology annotation, cellular component: post-mRNA release spliceosomal complex.